Messenger RNA from Phyllotreta striolata, 1047 nucleotides. The record is from the annotation of a GenBank genome assembly. Lineage: Eukaryota; Metazoa; Arthropoda; Insecta; Coleoptera; Chrysomelidae.
AUGUCGCUUUUUUACAACGCUUUGCUCGUACUCUUAUCAAUCAGCUUUACCGUCGAAGAAUGCGGCAGACCAAUAGGCAACGAAUUUCGACUCGAAGAGGACCGUGUGGUGGCUGGGUACGAUAUCGGGUACUACAGGUACCCUUGGUACGCGAUUCUGACCAGGUACAAUCAAGUGGCUUGCGGCGGUACUUUGGUGGCGUCCAAAACGAUUGUAACGGCGGCGCAUUGCUACAAGGAAUUUCUAAAUUUAGCCAGUAAAGGAGUGUUCAAACUGGAGCAGGCUUACAUAGUGAAAUUGGGCGUAUACAACAUUUGCACCGCGGAGAAAACCUCGAGGUCUUACACCGUGGAAAAAGUGCAUAUACACCAACUUUACUACACCAAAAAACCCUACUAUGAUAUCAGCGUGUUGAUUUUAAACGGGGACACCCCGUAUACACCGAUUUGUCUACCCACGCCGCAUUCUUUGAAGAAGCCCCUGGACGGUACGGUGCCCGGAUUGGGUACUCUGCGGUACCACGGGGCCAUGCCUUGUACGGUACACGAGGCCAGGUUGCUCGUGCACAAUCAAACCGAAUGCUUCGAUAUGAUCAAUAGUACCGGGAACGAUCCUAAUCUCAUCGAAAACGCCUUCUGCGCGGGGUACUUGCAGGGAGGGAUCGAUACUUGCCAGGGAGACAGCGGUGGGCCUCUACAAGGUUUGAGCGAAAGUGGCAACUACGUGCUUGUCGGUAUAGUUUCGUUCGGUUUCCGAUGCGCAGUACCCGGUUUACUGGGCAUGUACACCGACGUCGCGCAGUACGUGGAUUGGAUAAAAGAAAAAUCCGCCGGGCAAUUGCAAAUAGUACCGGUUAAAGACGAACACGCCAUCGGUACAAACAAUGAGAGUGAGAGUGCGCCCCAUAAACACCAUAAAAAGGGGCAUUUAUGGCGACCCUACAGGCGCCCCAUAAGGAUUAUAAUCUACAAGAAUAAUAAAUGGAACGUGGAAACCAAAAUGGUACUACACCGGCCUAUAAUCAGGAGCAAAAGGGUUCCGAAUUGA